AUGGUGCGACCGCGUUCACAUUGCACCGGACUGGUUUGUUCUAUUUCAUUAGUGGAGUUUUCUGGGCACUGCGAGAGAGGCCAGAAGAUGAUCAUCACGGUCUUGGAAUCAGCAAGCCCACCAGAAGAGUAUCGUUCUUCUGCUCGUUCUGGUCAGCAGAUUGAGGUGGGCUCUGUCGUUGGCUUCUGUAGCUAG
This is a messenger RNA of Prunus armeniaca (apricot), 195 nucleotides long. The record is from the annotation of a GenBank genome assembly. NCBI's taxonomy places the organism in Eukaryota, Viridiplantae, Streptophyta, Magnoliopsida, Rosales, Rosaceae.